Messenger RNA from Cladocopium goreaui, 934 nucleotides. The record is from the annotation of a GenBank genome assembly. Lineage: Eukaryota; Dinophyceae; Suessiales; Symbiodiniaceae.
CGUCUCCUUCUUGGCGCUCUCCACCUUUCUCAGCCGGCGGCGGGAGGCGCGGCGUGACAUGGAGCGACCAGCAGCCCACGCCUCGCGCCUGGCGCGCGGUGGCGCCUGGCGCGCGGAGGUCCAAGUGGCCGUGCGGCUGGCCGUGGACUGCGGCAAGGCUAUGCGAGAUUGUUUGCAGAAGAAGGUGGUUUGGAAGGAUGACUCCAGCAUCGACCCUGUAACGGCCACGGACAAAGAGAACGAGCAGCGCGUUAUCGCAGGUUUGCGCGCUGCCUUCCCCACGCACGAAAUCAUCGGCGAGGAAUCUGCCGCUGCGCGCGCGCAGCAGCAGCUGCCGCCAGCCACGCUGACGGUGGAGGAUGCACCCACUUGGAUCGUCGAUCCAAUUGAUGGGACCACCAACUUUGUCUACGGUAUCAAGCUGAGUUGCGUGAGCCUGGGAUUCUGCGUGGGUCGGCAGCCGGUGCUUGGAGUGGUCUACGAUCCCUACGCGGAUGAGCUGUUCGUGGCAGCCAAGGGCGAAGGAGCCUAUUUAAACGGAGCUCGUUUGUGCAUUGAUCCGGCCAAAUCAUUGAAGGAAUCCAUGGUUCUCUUCGAGCUUGGCUAUGAGCGCUCACAGGCUGGCCUGGAUCGGAUCCUGAAUGGCCUCAAGGCUCUACUCCUCCAUGGCACGCGGGCCACCCGCACCCUGGGUACUGCCGUGCUCUCCCUGUGCUGGGUGGCCAGUGGCAGGGCCAAUGCUUACUACACAGGCCUGAGUGGCGAAGGUGGCAAGCCUUGGGACUAUGCUGCCGGGACCAUCAUCGCCAUGGAGGCCGGCGCGAAGUUCUGCAAUCUGCAAGGGGGACCCUUUGACAUCGAGGGCCCAAGCUGCCUAUGUGCUUCAAGCAACGAUUUGGCCCAGGAGAUUCUGUCGGUGCUCAAGAGUGUUUGA